This is a messenger RNA of Bicyclus anynana (squinting bush brown), 5764 nucleotides long. RefSeq lists its product as uncharacterized. The transcript has 6 exons. The record is from RefSeq and is a predicted model, not a curated record. The coding region runs from base 170 to 1261 and encodes 363 amino acids. Lineage: Eukaryota; Metazoa; Arthropoda; Insecta; Lepidoptera; Nymphalidae.
UUUUUACAGCGUCUACUUUUGUCUUUUGUUAUUAUUAAAAUAACGCAUAACCUUUUAGAAUUGUUUUUCGUUUAUUAAAGCACAAAUCAAUUAAAUAACUUUGAAUUCAAUGUGAAAGUAUCGUUUUACAUGAAAUCGAGGGAUACGGUGUAUAAAACACAGCGAAAAGAUGUUUUGUGUGCAAGAGGCUGAAUCACCGCACUCAGAGCCAUUCAGAACAUCAGACAAGGAUCCCCUUACCAUACACUCAGACUCCAGUGAUGAUGAGCCAAGCUCAAAACGGCUCAAAUUCGCCCCCGAGCUCAACCUGCAAGUGUACCAAAUACCAGCGUUCUCCACACCAAAAUCUCUGUCCAACUUAUCAAUAUUUCCAUCCACCACAAACACGUUACCAAAGUUUGUCAACAACCCACUGAAUUUGGCAAAUCCACUUGCGUUUGCUACGAGUAACUUGAAUGCUAAUAAUAUUGUGAAGAAUCUGCACAGUCGGUACUCUCUGCCGGCCAAGUUGACCAUAACGCCUGUGACGAAGCCCGUGGAAGGCGAGGUGGUGAGGUACAAGAAGAAUGGGGAGGUGGCCAAGAAGAGAGGACCGCCGAAGGGGUACAAGAGGAAACCGAAGGAUUUGUCACAGAGUUAUUCCAGUGGUGCUCUUUUACAAGCCCAGAACACGAUACUGACGAGCCUGCUGGCCGCCAACACCACGCUGACGACGCUGCCGGCGCCGCCGCCGCCGCCCGCCGUGCAGAUCCGACUGCCGCCCGGCACAGAGCUGGUGGAACUGCUGCUGGACCCCGAGGACUGGUUCCCCACGGAGCCCUACCGCAUGGUGUUCAGUCGGAAGAAGAACCCCAAGUGGAAGAACUUCCCCUACCGAUGUGAACAUUGUUUUAAAGGCUACCGCGUGGUGUCGACGCUGGUGAGCCACGCGGCGGAGCGGCACGGCUCCGUCCCGCGCGAGCUGGCCAUCCCCUGCCCCUGCUGCCCGCACGUGUCGCUGCGCCGCAAGCACCACAAGAAGCACCUGGAGCAGCACGAGAGCAGGAAGCGCAGGAUAUUCUGCAGCUACUGCCUGCCGCCAGCGGACUCGUCGGAGCCGUACGUGAAGGAGUCGGAGAAGUAUCCGUUCGACGCGUUCCCGCAGUACUGGUACGCGUCGGAGGAGUCGCUGCGCCUGCACAAGAAGCGCAAGCACCCCUACGCCGCCAUGCUCAACUACAACUGGUUCUGCACGUGGGCCGACUACGCGCCCAACAGCUAAGCCUCAUGUUUCCACCGAAUACUGACUAUUGGUAGGAAUUUGGGUGAAAUUCUACCAAAUACUGCUAAUUGGUAGGAAUUGGGGUGAAAUCCUACCAAAUUGUGGUAGUUUUUGUACCAAGCUUUAGAAUUGUGUAACUGAUGUCUUACCAAACUGUAGAAGUGGUAUAUAAUGUCUAUCAAACGGUAAAUAUUUUAAGAAAUGGUAUAGUUUUUCUACUCAACGUUUUUAGGAAUGGUAUGGUUGAUAUUUAUACCAAAUAAUAGAUGUGGUUGUAUGAGUCCUAGAACAAAAUAUUUGUUCAUGAUCAUACAGCACUUUGUGUAUUGAUAUUCAUGCGAGUCAAUACAACUAAGUCAAUGAAUGUAACACAUAUAUAAAAUUAAAUAAAAAAUACAAUCUCAGAUCUUUGCAGAAAAUAUAUUUUAUAUCAAAUGAUAUGUUUAUAUGCUUUAGACAAUUUUCAGGGGCAUAUUUUUGUUAUUGGAUGCACCAAGGUGUAUUCCUUUAAGUUUUUUGAAGGAAAACAUUUCACCACCUUGAUUUGACUCGUUCACAGUUUUGUCUGACUCGACAUAAACAUUAUACACAAAGUUAGAGUAAUCAUCAGUAAAUAUAUGAUGACCAUACUAUUAGGACUAAAUACACUUUGGAAUUUCUACCAAACGGUAGAGAUUGUAUAGGAUUUCUACCAAACAAUAAAUUUAGUAUUAAAAAUUAAAUCAUAAUGGAAAUUGUGUUUAUUGAUUGUUUAACGUGUCUAAAAACGUUUCUAUAAUCAUUAAACAUAUUUAGCAUUAUGUUGAAUUCCAUAUGACAGAAUACUCCUAUUUGUGUCUUAAAAUUGUAACUACUACAAUGGUAGAGUUGACUGGUAGAAAAUUCCUUUUGAAGUUUGGCAAUGUUGAAUACAUUUCUGACAGCUUGUGAUUUAACAAAUUAGGUAACUUUGAUGGGACUACGAUUUUAUAUUUAUUUAUUUAUUUCAUCAUCACUAUCAACCGAAGGGCCCCAUCGAAGGCUCUUCUCUCUGUACUUCGUUUAUUUAUUUAGCUUACAUUGAUUUUAAAUCCAGUAUUUGAUGUCAUAAAUCAAAUACUUAUACUUAUAAUACUUAUAAUAUUUCAAUCACAGCUAUGGUCCUGUCAAAAAUUAAACUUCACUGACAAAAGUCAGAAAUGCGUUCUUAAAACUAACAUACAUUGUCAUUUGAAGCGUUUUUCAUAUUUUUGCUACCAUCGGAUAUAGAGAAUUGGUACAAAAUGGUAGUUUUUAUAACAAGUGAUUUUAGCAUUAGACAUUUGAAUGUAUAUACGUGUAUUGUAAAAGUGAGAUUAGUGAAGCCAGCGUGUUAAGGAACUACAAAUUAUGAGAAGUAGUCAGGAAAGAGUCUAGAAAACUUAGGAUAUUCAACAUAAUAUCUCAUAAAAAAAUAAAACAAAAACGUUUACUUGGACAAUUGAUGAUCUUGGACCAUUGAAAACUGCUACCUUCCAGAUCCACAGUCCUAACUCCGUAAUAGGGGAUGAUGACAGUUUUUUUUUAAUUGCAUAUAAAUUAAGAAUAUACUAAUAGUAAAGCAAUUUUGUAGAAGUAACAGGGUGUCAGCGAUCAUUACUUUCAGAGAUUUAAAAAAGGGUCACAUUUACCGCGCUGCCUCAAAUCAAUAUAAAACGCUCCAUACUAAAUGGCACGAAUUAAUGACGUCAUGGAUUCGUGAUAUCAUUAGAUUUGUAUGGGUGAUCAAACAAAUUCACAAAUAUCUUUGUUAUUUGUGCGUUUAUGUUUAUAUCUCAAAUAAUGAAAAAUGACACAUUGAAUGUAAGGAAGCUUGUAAGAAAUUUCAACUUAAUUGAUUUUGAAAUUUUAUAAUCUAUUUUACAAACAUCCAGACAAUCACUGUUUUUAAUAUUGGCCUUAUUUACCCGAAUGUCUUACAAAAAUCAAUAUAUUCGAAACUAGUCAUCAUCCCCAUUGUAAACCAUACUUAUCUUAUAUAGGAGCGUGACGUCAUACAUACGUUGCUUCCAGUUCCUUGACGCGGCGGAAGGAUUUUGAUACAUUAUGCUAAGGCCAGUAGCUAUUAAUGAAAACGCCUGAAUAGUAUUAGUAUUUUUGGAUGUAAUUUAUGAUUAUCGAUGUGGCAACACUCGCCUUCCUCGUACUUAUGAUUAGAUCGUAAAAACUCAACCACACACCGGUGUUGCAAUAUUAACGAUUUUUCUACUGAAUUGGUAGAAAAUAUACGGUUAUUUGUAAGCGUCUACUAAUUUGGUAGAUUUUUUGACGGUAUUUUGUAAGUGUAACAUAUUUUUGUAUCAAAAAGUAGUUUGUGGACCUAUAAAAAUCGUGCCUUGGUCGAUUUUUGUUUUGGAAAUUUUUGACAUUCCACAAUUAGUAAUUUAUAAUGAAAUACGCUUAAAACUUUUGACAAGUAUUUUAUACAAAAAUUGUGAAGUAUUUUUGUAAUUUCUACCAUUCUGUUGUAAUGGUAGAAAAUGGAAUGUAAAUUGUUAGCUUUUUUUAACAAAUACGUCCUGAAUGCAGAUUAUGUUUUAAUGUCAACAUUAGUUUAUAAUUUGGUGUAACAAUGAUAUUGAAUGCCAGUGUUAGUUAAGUUAGCUGUAAGUUCGUAACUUGUAUGACGAACAGACGUACAAAACAGUAUACCAGUAUUUUUUAUAUAAAUAUUUGAUGCAUUUAGUAAGUUUUUUACAAUUAUAGUGUAAUAUUUACAUAUGAGCAGUUUAGUUUAGAAGUUUUUAGGAAUUUAAGAUUUCUAAAUUUCCGCGGGAAUCGAACCAGCGACCGCUAAACUAAACUGCUCCGUGGAAGACGAACAAACUGACUGUAAACCAAAUCGUUCAGUAUUAUAUAUUAAGGCACUUAACUAUUGUAUAGAACUGUUCAUACUGAUUCUCGGUAAAGGUCAACGCACAUUGUAGACAAAUUGACAAAUCAAAUAUUUGUCUGCUGGUAGAAAUACAGGGUGCUCGAGAGUAUUUACCAUAACUCUAUGGUUAUAUUCUUUAAGGAAAAUUAAUUAAAAAUGUCUGAGGAACAUGUGCUCCAAAAUUAAUAUUUUCGGAGUAAAUAAAAAUAUUUUGUAAAUAGACCUUACCUUGUGUACUUUAUAUAAUAUCCUUAUAUUAUGACCUAGAAACUUAUUCAUCGAAAAUAUCAUGAAGUAGCUUACUAGUGAAUUGCGGAGUGCCAGUUGCAGUAUCUCGUUUAUAUCGACAGUCUCAAUACGAUUACGUAUUUCAAAAUGCAAGGAUAGAUAAAGGCUUGUUACAUGGCUAGUCGGAAUUAUUUGAAUUAAUUUUAUUUAGGUAAAAAAAAAUCAUACACUUGGCUCCUAAAAGUGAAACAACACCUUGAAGUUAUGGAAAAUACUCCCGAGCACCCUGUAUAUAUGACGUACAGCGUUGUAUACACAAUAUUUUUUUACUAUUAUUAUGUUUUUUUAUUAUCAGCGAAUUACACUUUGUAAUUAAGCUGUGCUCUCUUUUAAAUAUCGUUCAAAUAUACUCCUUCAUAUUACGAAGCCAAGCUAGCUGGUACAAUUCAAAAGCAAAUUGAAAAUGUCCGAAAUCAAAUAUUUACAAACCUCUCCCGCGGUGUGCGUUGACCCGUGUACCAACAGAACUUGCAGUUGUAUGUGACAGAAGCGGGUACAUUUAGAUAUUUUACAAGCUUUUAUUGUUUACACUGUAACUGAUCUCUGACACCAUAUCACUUCAUGUUCAGCAUUUAUUUAUGUUUAUGUAUUUACUUUUGUUUAUGUUUUAAUAUCUAGGAAACAACCCCCAAGUCCACGAAACUCACAAAUAACGUGGCUUUCUAUUGGUAAACGAAUUUUCAAAAUCGGUUUAGUAAAUCCAGAGAUUAUUUUAGAAUUUAAACUAUUGUAAGUGUUUUUCAUAUUAAUUGAUUAUGAAACACGGCUAAAACUCAUGCGAUACAACAUCGGAGUGUGCCCGACUAGUUUCGAAUCCAUAUAGCAUACGGGGUCAUGAGCUGAUUAUAUCGUGCCCUGUGUCAGGUAAAAUCAGAACUAAUAUCAACUGACUACGAUUCUGAGUUGUGAGCUAACUGUAACUGUAAAAUCACUAACGUACUAGCAGCGUGACGGUGUUCACGCUGCCUGACAAAUAAUUGAACUGAAGUCGUCAAAUACCCUCUUAUUUAUACCAUCACUGUGUGUGACAACUUCAUACAAAUACCUCCUUUUUAUAUUUAGCAUAGCACAGAUCGCAUAUGAUGCCCCUAUUGCAUGUUUUUUUUAACAUUUUUCGUCAUGUCUAAAUAUUUAUUUCUAUAUUAGUAAAGAAAUCAAUUGAGUAGCUGUAUGUAUUAUCACAAUUUUAUCGCCUUAUUGCGGUGUCAUUUUAUAAUUUUUACUUUAUUUAACUUAUGUUUUUUAAUACUCUCGACAAAUGAGCCAACUGAUGAACUUUGUAUUGAUAGUAAUAUUUUUUGUAAAUAAACAUUUUUAUAAUA